Molecule: messenger RNA, 2684 nt
Organism: Terrapene triunguis (Three-toed box turtle)
Lineage: Eukaryota; Metazoa; Chordata; Testudines; Emydidae
Product: retinoblastoma-binding protein 5
Exons: 14
Coding region: 124-1668 (514 amino acids)
Cellular component (GO): Set1C/COMPASS complex
Molecular function (GO): protein binding
Source: RefSeq, a predicted model, not a curated record
CCCCAACCCAAAUUCAGUACUUCAGUUUUAUUAUUCUGAGAAAUAUUCCUAUAUUUGGAGUCUGCAGAGUCCUUUGGACAGAACUAUCCUGAGGAGGCCGAUGGGACGCUGGACUGUAUCAGUAUGGCUUUGACGUGUACCUUUAACAGGUGGGGCACUCUGCUUGCAGUGGGCUGUAACGAUGGCCGCAUUGUCAUCUGGGACUUCUUGACGAGAGGCAUAGCCAAAAUCAUAAGUGCCCAUAUCCACCCUGUCUGUUCUUUAUGCUGGAGUCGAGAUGGUCACAAAUUGGUGAGUGCUUCAACUGAUAACAUCGUAUCACAGUGGGAUGUUCUGUCUGGAGACUGUGACCAGAGGUUUCGGUUCCCUUCACCCAUCUUGAAAGUUCAGUAUCACCCCCGAGACCAAAACAGGGUUUUGGUGUGUCCCAUGAAAUCUGCACCAGUGAUGCUAACGCUGUCUGAUUCAAAACAUGUUGUUCUACCUGUGGAUGAUGACUCCGAUCUGAAUGUGGUGGCCUCUUUCGACAGGCGAGGGGAAUAUAUCUAUACAGGCAAUGCCAAGGGGAAGAUCUUGGUCUUAAAAACAGAUACUCAAGAUCUGGUUGCUUCCUUCAGAGUAACAACUGGAACCAGCAACACCACAGCUAUUAAAUCAAUAGAAUUUGCCCGGAAAGGAAGCUGCUUUUUAAUAAACACAGCUGACCGAAUAAUCAGGGUAUAUGAUGGUCGGGAAAUACUAACCUGUGGGCGAGAUGGAGAGCCUGAGCCAAUGCAGAAGCUUCAGGAUUUAGUAAACAGGACACCGUGGAAGAAGUGCUGUUUCUCUGGGGAUGGGGAGUACAUAGUGGCAGGAUCAGCACGGCAGCAUGCUCUGUACAUCUGGGAGAAGAGCAUUGGAAACCUAGUGAAAAUCCUCCAUGGAACCAGAGGGGAGCUGUUGCUAGAUGUAGCAUGGCAUCCUGUCCGACCAAUCAUCGCUUCCAUUUCCAGUGGUGUUGUGUCAAUAUGGGCUCAGAAUCAAGUGGAAAACUGGAGUGCCUUUGCGCCUGACUUUAAAGAGUUGGAUGAAAACGUAGAGUAUGAAGAGAGGGAGUCAGAGUUUGACAUUGAGGAUGAAGAUAAGAGUGAGCCAGAGCAGACAGGUGCUGAUGCUGCAGAGGAUGAGGAAGUGGAUGUAACCAGUGUAGAUCCUAUUGCUGCCUUCUGUAGCAGCGAUGAAGAACUGGAGGACUCCAAGGCAUUGCUGUAUUUACCUAUUGCUCCUGAAGUGGAAGACCCAGAAGAAAACCCUUAUGGACCCCCACCUGAUGCUGUCCAGACCUCCCUAACAGAUGAGGGAAUAGGCUCCGAGAAGAAGAGGCAGUCGUCAUCUGAUGGACCUCAGCCACCAAAGAAGAAACCCAAAAUGACCAACAUUGAACUGCAAGGAGUGCCUAAUGAUGAAGUCCAUCCGCUGCUGGGUGUGAAGGGAGAUGGUAAAUCCAAGAAGAAGCAAGCAGGCAGGCCUAAAGGAUCAAAAGGUAAAGAGAAAGAUUCUCCAUUUAAACCGAAACUCUACAAAGGGGACAGAGGUGCUUUACCUCUGGAAGGAGCAGCGAAGGGUAAAGUGCAGGCGGAGCUGGGACAGCCUUUGACAGCAGGUGGUGCAAUCUCAGAACUGUUAUGAAGACAUUCUGCUUUCUCUUCCUCUGUUCUUUCCUAUGUUGGCACCAUAAUGUGGAAUAUGGACAAGGUGCUCAGUCAGAUAAUGGACUGACUUUAACUUAAUACAGCAACCUGAUUGCUCAUGGAUGCAGGGAGUGACUUUUUAUAAGAAGUGAAUUAUGGAAGAGAAAAUGGCCUUCAUUCCUUCUCCUCAACCCUCUCUCCCACAAACAGUGUAAGAUAUUGACUCUCAGGACAGGAGAUUUGCAAAGAAACUGAGUGGACUGUCUCCUUAUGGCAUUUGCUAAAGUGAAGCACCCUGCUUUCUUCAAGCUAAGAAAUCAUUUUCCGUUUGUUUCUUUCAAAGAUUUUAGUUCUGAAACUGAAGCAUGCCAAGAUUUUUAUUCCCAGGACCAUGUAUCCUCUGACUGUGUAUUCCUAAGAACUUCCAUUUCAUUAACUCUCAUUUCAGUGAAUUGUUGUGUGUUUCUUUCUUCUCUGCCAUUUCUACAGUACUUUACAGUGAGUUAAAAGAAAAUCUGUUAAUAUCUUCAUACACGCACUCCUUUUGUAUCACCACUGCUGGUUGUGUGCAAGGUCUGAUGCCACGCCAUCAGGCAAGGAUUUCGGAUUAGAAGCUGAGAUAGUCUCUGAAGUCUGCAAAGAAUGGGCACUUUAUGUAGUGGUUUGUGGAGGUGAAAGAUGCCAGCUUCAUGACACUGUUUGUUGGUGGAAUUGGGGAGGGAGAAGAUAGAAUAAGUCUAGAUAAAAGACCCACGAAUUUGACUUUGUUGCCUUUAGGCUGAGGUAUAUAAAAGGUUGCAUUUUGCUACUUUAUCUCUUUGCCUGCAGUGUUGGUUCUUUUUAUAUUGUCAUAUCAGGUGCCAUAGUGUAGGCAGCUGGCUCCCUCUUUUGCUGACCUGUUCUUGCAAGUGGAGAAGAAAGAGAACCCAAUCUUUAUCUCAAAAGAAUCUGUAGUAUAAAUACUCAAGCUUUUUUUCAGUUAAAUAUCAAAGACCUUGAAUAAGAGCCAAGAAA